AUGCCAUUUCAAGUAAGUAUAUCUACUGAAUCUCGAGUUUCUGAUCCUUCUGGUACUGAAUCAACCCAAGGAAAUGAUCAAGAUGAGUCAAAGACUCGAAGCUCUGCUUCAUCGAAAUCACCAGAAAUCCAGGAAACAGAGGUAGGUUCAUCAAACAAAACUCGACCUCUUAUUUCACCUGAUGAUCCAGAACUAGACUGCGAAUUACUGGAAGCUAAUGGGUUGGGACGUUUGAGUGUUGAUGUAGUAGAAUCUGUGGUCUCGUUUGUAUUAUCUUGA
Molecule: messenger RNA, 279 nt
Organism: Acaulospora morrowiae
Lineage: Eukaryota; Fungi; Glomeromycota; Glomeromycetes; Diversisporales; Acaulosporaceae
Source: the annotation of a GenBank genome assembly